This is a messenger RNA of Microtus oregoni (creeping vole), 8417 nucleotides long. RefSeq names its product myocardin (gene Myocd). The transcript has 14 exons. The record is from RefSeq and is a predicted model, not a curated record. NCBI's taxonomy places the organism in Eukaryota, Metazoa, Chordata, Mammalia, Rodentia, Cricetidae. Bases 267 to 3191 code for a protein of 974 amino acids. Gene Ontology annotation, biological process: smooth muscle cell differentiation; cardiac muscle cell differentiation.
GCCUAGGAUGCGGUUGCUCCUGGCCACCCUGAGAGGAGGAGGGUCCUGCCUGCUGGGAGUUAAUUAGCCUCGCACGCGGCGAGGGGGGAGGCGCCAGUUUUCCGGGGACACUGGCGGCCACUGUACGUCCUCCUGCCCAAGGGAGCUCCCCGAGAGUUGGAUGAAUUCUGGGUUGUUAGCUGCUGUCCUCUGGGCUCCCGGGAGCCAGUUUCUGGUGAAAAGCAGGGGGCGUCUGGCCAGCGACCAGCGGCUUGCUGAGAUUCACCAUGACACUCCUGGGGUCUGAGCACUCUUUGCUGAUUAGAAGGAAGUUCCGAUCAGUCUUACAGUUACGGCUUCAACAGCGAAGGACCCAGGAGCAGCUGGCUAACCAAGGCUUGAUACCACCACUGAAAAGUCCAACUGAAUUCCAUGACCCAAGAAAAAGUUUGGAGAGUGACAAGACUGAAGAUUCCCUAAAGCACAAGGGCAGAAACAGGUCUGAUCGUGGCAGCCUGGUUAAUAUGCACAUUCUCCAAGCCUCCACGGCAGAAAGAUCCAUCCCAACUGCUCAGAUGAAGCUGAAAAGAGCCCGCCUCGCAGAUGACCUCAAUGAAAAGAUUGCUCUCCGCCCAGGGCCCUUGGAACUGGUGGAGAAGAACAUCCUGCCUAUGGAUUCCUCAGUAAAAGAGGCUAUAAAAGGUACGGAGGUGAGUUUCUCCAAAUCAGCAGAUGCGUUUGCCUUUGAAGAGGACAGCAGCAGUGAUGGGCUUUCCCCAGACCAGACUCGGAGCGAUGACCCCCAGGGCUCUGUGGGAUCACCCCCAGAUAUCAAAGCCAUCGAGGCUCCAUUGGCUGGCCCUCUGGACACAAUCCAGGAUCUUGCUCCUGGCUCAGAAAGUGACAAGAAUGAUGCAGCCUCUCAGGCAAGCAACCAGUCGGACUCCGGGAAGCAGGGGCUCGGCCCCCUCAGCACCCCUCUCCCUGUGCAUGCUGCUGUAAAGUCCAAGUCUUUGGGUGAUAGUAAGAACCGCCACAAAAAGCCCAAGGACCCCAAACCGAAGGUGAAGAAGCUUAAAUACCACCAGUACAUCCCCCCAGACCAGAAGGCAGAGAAGUCCCCCCCACCCAUGGACUCCGCCUAUGCCCGGCUGCUGCAGCAACAGCAACUCUUCCUGCAGCUGCAGAUCCUCAGCCAGCAGCAGCAGCAGCAACAGCAGCGGUUCAACUACCCUGGGAUACACCAAACCCACCUCAAAGAACCUAAUGAACAGAUGGUCAGAAAUCCGAAUUCCUCCUCAACACCGUUGAGUAAUACUCCUCUGUCCCCUGUCAAAAGCAAUCUGUCUGGACAAACUGGUGUCUCUUCUCUCAAACCAGGCCCCCUUCCAGCAAACCUGGAUGAUCUCAAGGUGUCCGAGUUAAGACAACAGCUUCGAAUAAGAGGCUUGCCGGUGUCGGGCACCAAGACGGCACUGGUGGACAGGCUUCGACCCUUCCAGGACUGCGCUGGCAACCCUGUGCCCAACUUCGGGGACAUCACGACUGUCACCUUUCCUGUUACACCCAACGCCUUGCCCAGUUACCAGUCCUCCCCAUCGGGCUUCUAUCACUUCGGCAGCACGAGCUCCAGCCCACCCAUCUCCCCUGCUUCAUCGGACCUGUCGGCCGCAGGGUCCCUGCCAGACACCUUCACUGAUGCGUCACCUGGUUUUGGCCUGCAUGCGUCCCCGGUGCCAGCCUGCACCGACGAGAGCCUGUUGAGCAGCCUGAAUGGGGGUUCCGGCCCCUCGGAGCCCGAUGGGCUGGACUCGGAGAAGGACAAGAUGCUGGUAGAGAAGCAAAAGGUGAUCAACCAGCUCACCUGGAAGCUGCGGCAGGAGCAGCGGCAGGUGGAGGAGCUGAGGAUGCAGCUGCAGAAGCAGAAGAGCAGCUGCAGCGACCAAAAGCCACUGCCCUUCCUGGCCGCCGCCAUCAAACAGGAAGAUGUCUCUAGCUGUCCCUUUGCAGCUCAACAAGUGUCUGGGAAGGGACAGGGCCACAGCUCUGACAGUCCCCCUCCGGCCUGCGAGGCUGCUCAGCUGCUGCCCCACUGUGUGGAGUCCGCAGGUCAAACUCAUGUACUCUCGUCCACGUUUCUCAGCCCCCAGUGCUCCCCUCAGCACUCGCCCCUGGGGACCCUGAAGAGCCCCCAGCACAUCAGCCUGCCCCCCUCACCCAACAACCCUUACUUCCUGCCCGCCUCCUCUGGGUCGCAGAGAGAGAGCCACGGGGUCUCCUCACCAAGCAACAGCCAAGGGUGCGCACAGACCUCAGGGGCACAUGAAAGCCAUCCUCCUAGCUUCUCCCAACCGUCUUCCAGCCUCCAUCAGCCCUUCUCUGGUACCCAAGCAGACAGCAGUCACAGUGCUGGGCUCAACCCUUGUCCUAAAAGCCCUGUUAUCCAUCCAAAGAUGACUGGUUUGCAAUCUUCUGACAAGGUGGGGCCAAAGUUUUCAAUUCCAUCCCCAACUUUUUCCAAGUCAAGUUCAGUGGUUUCCGAGAUAACCCAGCCCCCAUCCUAUGAAGAUGCAGUAAAGCAGCAAAUGACUCGGAGUCAGCAGAUGGAUGAACUCCUGGAUGUCCUCAUUGAAAGCGGAGAAAUGCCUGCUGAUGCCAGGGAAGAUCAUUCUUGUCUUCAAAAAGUUCCGAAGAUACCCGGGUCCUCCUGCAGCCCUACCACCAUCCUCCCCAAGUCCUCAGCUCCCUUUGAACAGGCGUCUUCGGGAGGUCAGAUCUCCUUUGACCACUAUGCCACCGACAGCGAUGAACACCUAGAAGUCUUACUGAAUUCUCACAGCCCCAUGGGAAAAGUGAGCGACGUCACCCUCCUCAAGAUCGGCAACGAGGAGACGCCUUUUGAUGGAAUCGUGGAUGGCUUCCCAGGGAAGGCUGCUGAAGACCUCUUCAGCGCUCACGAGCUCUUGCCUGGGCCCCUCUCCCCGAUACAUCCGCAGUUAUCACCCUCAUCAGUGGACAGCAGUGGCCUGCAGCUGAGUUUCACAGAAUCUCCCUGGGAAACAAUGGAAUGGCUGGAUCUUACUCCACCAAACUCCACGCCAGGCUUCAGCAACCUCACCACCAGUGGCCCCAGCAUAUUCAACAUCGAUUUCCUGGAUGUCACAGAUCUCAAUUUGAAUUCCCCCAUGGACCUCCACUUACAGCAGUGGUAAACCCUUGAGGAACAAGGGCUAAGGGAGCUUGAUAGAGAUUCCAUGGAGAAAGCACACAACCAGAAACACUUGUGUGAUCCAAAAGAUGAAAAAGAAAAAAAUGGGGAGGGGGGGGAGAAAACAGCGAUGGAGGUUUUUGUGACAGUCAACCAGAACAAAUAGCAGGCAGUCAUUAAGAUAUGUCUGAUGUAAUUCCUACCAGCAUUCAGUAACUGUUGAAAACUUCAGCAAUGCACUCCAAAUUGUGCUUUCCCGGAUUAACAAUGCCAAAAUUGUCUUUUACUGCCUUUUCUCAUACCAGAAUUUUUCUAGCCCACAGUUUGUCCCAGGCAUUACUGGGACGUAAGUUCACACGACAUUUUGUCUCAGGCAUUACUGAGGCAUAAGCUCACACUGUUGACUUUUGUUAUGAAUUUACUAAACAUUCUAUGGAAGGAAAAUACAGCCUCCAGCAAGGGCAGGGAAGCCAGUGCCUCAGAGGUUCUGGAAGCCGUGUCAUGGUGGAGGCAACUUCCUACUUGUCCAACAUCUAUCUGUCAGAAGAGCAGGACCUAUUUCAGCCGAUAGAGUCCUUAAGGCAAAAGAGAGGGACAAAACCAAUCCAUUCCCCCCCCCAAAAAAAAGGCAACAGCAACUCAGUGCCCCUCAAGCCCCAAAUUGUCCCACUGGACUGGUUAUCACUGACAACAGCUAACUAGCAUUGCCCAGAGAAUCCAUUCAGAACAUGUCACUUUUUAACCAGUAAUCUGAUUGUUUCUGCCAUCUCUAUGAUCGUCAGAAAUGUAUAGAAGGUGAGAAGCUUGAAUCAAAAGAACUUCAUGCCAUGGCUCUCAAAUAUAACUACCUCUAGUUCCAAAGACUAGAAGUAAAACCAUCAGAAAGGCAACUGGAGGCCCAGGAAGUCACACUGGGGCAAGUUAGAAUUGGAGAACAAUGUCAUUUCACAUUCCAGGAAAGAAACACCAUGGAUUGUUAUUAUAGAACUAAUGAGCAGGGCCAACUCCUCUCCCUCCUUCUUUCUUUCAUAUUAUGGACAGAGGAAGCCUCAAUUCAUCAUAUUCUAACUACUUUUCUUCCAAGAUAUUGAUCCUUAACUGUUCUUUUGGAGUUGAUAAUCUCCAUCUAUCUGUCUGUCUGUCUGUCUGUCUAUCAUCUAUCUAUCUAUCUAUCUAUCUAUCUAUCUAUCUAUCUAUAAUCUAUCAUCUAUCAUCUAUCUAUCUAUCCAUCUAUCUACCUAUAAUCUAUCAUCUAUCUAUCUAUCCAUCUAUCUACCUAUAAUCUAUCAUCUAUCUAUCUAUCUAUCUAUCUAUCUAUCUAUCUAUCUAUCCACCCAUUUAUCUCUUUCUCCCACACACGGGGAAAGGAAAGAUUCUCAGCUAUAAGAAGUUGCCAUACUCCUUUUAAAGCCUUUUUAAAAAAAUAUUAAAAGUCCAAACUCUCUUACCAAACUUGUUUUUCACUUGCACAUUGAUUGGCUGCAAGCAGAAUUUACAAGAAUUUCCUUAGGAAGAAACUGGGGACGUGGCCCACUGGUCACAACGCUUGUUUUAUUCUUAUUUGAUUUAUGGACAAUCUUUGGUUUGUGUUGCUCUGGGGAAAUUGGAAAUCAUUGUAGAGUGGAGAUAGAUCAGGGUAACAUCUACGGUAGACAGCAUUUCAGUCAGGUUUCCGAAGGAAAGCGCGAUUGCACUUUGCAAACAACGGGAGGGUGAAAGACAGUGGUCUUGACAAGUGCUCCUUGUUGCCCCUGUGUUUGGUCCGGGCACAGGGGACAGAGGAAGACAACACAGAUUGCAGGAGUCUCCCAGAGGCUCACUGUGGCGCCAGUUCUAGUAAUUAUAAUGUUGCAUGCUAUAGAAUGUAGCUGUUGCUGUUUUGUUUUGUUUUUAAUUUAAAUCACAAAGGCACUGUUUUCUUCUUUUGUAAAAAAAAAAAAUUCACUGUGCACUUAUAGAGAAAGUAAUCAAAAAUGUUGUGAAUUUUUUAGAAGUUGUCUUUUUGAUAAACCAAAGAGUUAGAAACCAUUCCAUUGUCAACUUGUAAAAAAAAAAAGUUUGAACACUGAGUGUUUUUGGUGACUGCUACUCUGAGAGCCACCACCUUACUGUAGGGAAGGAAACACACAGAUGUGCACACAUAUGUAGUUCUAUACCUGUGUGUAUGGAAUAUGUGUAUACACACAGGUCCACAUAGGUAUACAAAUGCAUAUGUGUGCACAUAUCUGAAAAGUGACAUUCAGAGUGCCUGGAACCCUCAGUCUGCUGUGAAUGAUGCGUGGCCUUUGCUACUAUGAGUUGCUUAUUAACCAAUCAGACUCCACAUAUAUGACUGUAGAUGACUAAGGACUCCAGCCCAAUGCUCAUAGCCACUUGCUAUCAUGAACAAGCUCCUCCUGGCAAUGCAUAUGGAUGUGAGAGGACAGAGCAGCCUCACUGUCAGGGGCUGCUGAGGCUAGUGCCUUCUCUUGCAGAGAGUCGAAAGGGAGCAUCAACUUUGUUCUGACAUUCCUUGAUCUGCAUUGCGCUUGGAAGGGUCUACGUGAUGAACUUUGCAUUGUGUUUGUAUGUCCAUCAUCAGAACCACAAAUCCAGAGGCAAAGCUUAGCAUGAAGAUGAAGCUAUGGGGAGAAACCUUUAUUGCCACAUUCCAAACAUUGGUUUGACCUCCAAUGCUGAUGUUUCAUCUGAGUCUGGAUGAAGCUUGCUGCUCUGUGCAUUUUCCUAGGCUCCAACUGUACCAUAUAUGUUAUCUCUUUCUUGCUUCCUUGGAAAACAAACCCACACAGUGUCCUGCCUCUAAACCCCUCAUCUGAGUGGUAAUAAUUUUCUUUUUGGGAAUUCCUGCCUGAGCAAUUAGCUGGCUCUGUUUUUAUCUAGACUGUGGGAGAUUUUUAAAGAUAUUAUUCAAACUGAUACAUGCACUUCACAGUAGACGAAAGGGAAGACAGCUCUGGUUUGUUACUACAAGCCAAUACAGCUAGAAUGGGUCCCUGGAUACUUGGCCUCAGCCUGUUCCGCCAUCUCCCCAGGCCGUGUUUACCCUGUUUUAACAGCACAGGUAGGAGAUUGGAGACAAUUGGGAGAGGAUUAAGAUGGAUCAAAUACUCAUGUUUAGCUUAUUCAGCUGUUUUCUAUUGCUUUUGUUUUUGUCUUGUUUUUUAUUUUAACUUUAGGUUCUUUUAAUGCAGAGAUGGCCACCCUUGGGUUUAGCAGUGUUCCUUGGAGCCUCAAGGGACCACAUGUUUAAGACGCCUGGAAUAUCCCCUUAGGAAGGAGAGUCUUGGUCAUUCCUACUGUGGCUACAGGACAGCAGAUCCCUCUAGAUCCAAAGGAGUCCAAUUUUCCCUCAAGCAAGAUCUUCCAGUAAGCAGGACUCAGUAAUGAUGUCUCUGCUGCUAACAGUGUUAUGAAGAUAACAGGAACAGGAGAAAGAAUGCAGGAAAAAGGAGGAAAGAGAAGGAAAAGGGAGGAGAGGAGAGGGAGAAAGAAGGAGGGGGAGGAGAUGGAAGGGACAGAGAGGAAGGAGAGAAGGAAGGAAGGAGGAAAGGGAGGAAAGAAGAAAGGGAGAAAGGAAGGGACGGAAGGGACGGAAGAAAAGAGGGGCAGGGAAGGGAAGAGAGGAGAAAACCAGGGCCUAGCUUCCUGACCCAUGAACCUCUUGGUUCAGCUAUGAUGUCAGAAACAGUGGAACUCAAACUUGGAAGAAGGAAGCCCUUCUUCAGAGCGAUGGAGUGAUUCUACCUGUAAACAGGGACAUCAACACAGCCUCCAUUCAGGAAGUCCAGGUCUACCAACUGGCAGUCUUGUGCCUUUCCAAAACAUUAACUGGGGACAAAAAAGAAUAAAACCUGCCCCAAGCUCUCAAAACAGAUCUUCUUAAAAGUUAUUUCUUUUAUGCUCAAUCAAUCAGCUUUCUUAGAGCUAAUCAGGGAGUUUUCAACUCCCACGUGAUGCAUACCAUCUGGGAAGUGGCCUCUGAUGCCUGCCGUGUAUAGAGCACAAGGACUUCCAGGUUUGGUUCGGCACAGAUGUUGAUUGCCUGGGGCGCCACAGCUCCUCUAAGCAAGAAUGCCAAGACUCUUCCAGGCCCUUGCACUUGAGUCCUCUUAGCAGUCAUGAAGGGGGUGUCUUGGUUUUUUUUCAGAAACAGGAGACUGUUUUCAUGAAAAGCUCUCAGCACACAGUCUUGUCUUUUCUACCAGGGUCACAGGAUAGUAGUGUUAUCUUAGAAAUCUGCCUCUCACCAUUUAACCUGGGAGAAGUUUGGGGGAUGUUUUAGCAGAAAGAGAAGUCCUUUGGAAAUAAGGAGUGGAGGGUGGGUAUCCAUGGUGAGCCUCCCUCCAGCAGGAAAGCUUCGUAGAACCCAGUGGCCACUUGUUGCUGCUGCUUCUCCCCAGCUUCUUGCUGCAUUCCCUCAGGAAGAAGUCCAUGGAUACUGGGGCACAGUUUGGUGUCAAUUAGAAAGAAACUUCGAUCCUGGUUAGUAUAACACAGAACAGCAGAGAGGUUUAGAGGCAGAAACUUCUGAAACUCCCUAGACAGAUGACAUCAACAGACCUGGAGAGUUAGGAUGUUAAGACAAGAUGGUCCCAUACUACUGAGAGCUGAUUAGUUGUGUCUAGCAGCCCUCACUAGGAGAAGACAAUCUGUAAGGAGAUGGUUUCAAGGCAGGAAGGGAUUCGGGAAGAACUCUGCAGCUAUCUGCCAGGGAUACUGUACUAGCUGGAUUCAGCGAGCACGAGCGCGCUCCCUUCUGAUCCUAGGGAAUCAAUCAUACUCCCGCAAGCCAACCCCUGCUGGUUCUGGUGUUCAUUCCAACUACCAGCUUCAGCUUCUGGAGACUAUGCUCCCACUAGAUGCUUUAGGUGUGCUAAGGUACGAAAGAGAUCCAGAAAGCGCUUUAAAAGUUUUCCAAAGGAGCAAGACCCCCUGCUGCCAGGGCUCAGUUCCAAUGGCCUUGUCAAAAGGACCAAGGGCAAAGAAUUGCGAGGAGGUGAAAAGUCAACCCUCAGUGGAGCAAAGCAGUGUUCUGGAAAGAACAAGGAAGCAAGCUUGGUUUUCUUGGCUCCAGUGCGGCGGUGUUUUCAUGUUGUUUUCCUUUGCUCUGUAUGAUCUGAAAGAAAUGUGAUUCAUUGGGCGAGCGAGGAAGCAAUGGCUAAAAUACCAAAGUUGGCAUGUGUCCUUUUUUAAAAAAAAAUGCAUAUAUUUUUAAAUAAAAUGUUUAUUU